Molecule: messenger RNA, 4968 nt
Organism: Centropristis striata (black sea bass)
Lineage: Eukaryota; Metazoa; Chordata; Actinopteri; Perciformes; Serranidae
Gene: npat
Product: nuclear protein, ataxia-telangiectasia locus
Exons: 17
Coding region: 172-4314 (1380 amino acids)
Cellular component (GO): nucleus
Molecular function (GO): protein binding; transcription coregulator activity
Source: RefSeq, a predicted model, not a curated record
GUUAUACGUGCUUGAGUUCCCCGCCUUUAGUAAGCGACAGGACGUCGGCGUCACAAUAAUAACCGACAGUCUUUUCACAUUUGAGGCUGUAAAAUUGAUUUCUUAGACACUUUACCUGAACAUGUAGCUACCUCGCUAAUUCUUCACACUUUAAAUCGACCAUCGGUAGCCAUGUUGCUUCCGUCCGACGUCGCACGGCUUGUUCUGGGGUACCUUCAAGAGGAGGGACUGUCCGCUACAAGCCAAGCUUUCAUCCAUGAGAGCCCAAAUCUGAAAGAGUAUGUCGAACACACCACCGAAGAUGGGACCAUUCCUGCUUGUGUUUUUUCUGUCUUUGGGAAAGGCUUAACAACCAUCUUGAAUGAGUAUGUGGCUGUCAAAACAAAAGAGUCUCAACAUGAGGUUCCUGCCAUGAUGACUUCAUUAUGGAAAAAGCUGGAUUUUACACUUAACCAGAUCAAGUCAUUGCAGAAUUCCCCAUCUAUAUCAGCAAGUCAAAGAGUACGUUCGCGCAUUGGAGUGGCAAACAUGGCUCGACAGCGGGUCCUGGCUAUAACUGGUGGUGUCGUCUGCUCACCAGUUUCUGAAACCUCCCACGGCAUGCUCAGCCACUCCACUCCAAUAAGAUACACCCAACAAGCCCCCGGCAGUGGCAUACACCAGCAGAUCAGUGAUGUCAGCCGAUCACUUAAUACGCCCAGCGAUUCACCUAUACAGAUAGCUGUUUCUGAACAUCGGCAAAAUUCAGGCCCAAUGUCUCCUGGACGACGGAAAUGGGACACCCCCAGGAAGAGAGGUGGUGGUGCUCAGAGUGGCUCCAGUGUUCCUGGUAGAAGUGCCAUGACUGUCAGUGCCCCCAGUGUAGAAGGCCAACCUGAAGAGGUCGUCGAUGAGAACUUUCCUGUAAGAUCUCAACUCGUGAUACAAAAUGCACGUGACAAGAUACUGGGGGACAGAUCGUUACAGGAGAAACUUGCUGAAAACAUCAAUAAAAUCCUUGCCAAUGAGCCUACACCUCAAACAUCUAAGGCCCCUGCAAGUACAGUGGAGACAGACCAGUCUAUAGAUGAAAUCCUUGGAUUACAGGGGGAAAUCCAUAUGAGCGAUGAUGCUAUCCAUGACAUAUUGGAGCAAACAGAGUCGGACCCAGCUUUUCAUGCCCUCUUUGAGCUCUUCGAUUAUAAUAAAACCAGAAUAACUGAUGGCGGACCAGAGGAUGCCGAUAUUAGUAGUAGCCCAGAGGAGAGCGACACUGCUGGACCUUCAUCUGCAGUCGGGCCACUUCAGAGUGAUGAUCCAGGCCCUUCACACAGAGAUGCAAAUGCUUCAGAUACAACACCAGUGACACUGAAGAUGAGAGCUGGACAGGAGCGCAAGACCAGAAAGUCUACCGCUCCUACGUUGUUAAAGAAAACGGUUCUUGGUCCCAGUGGCAGACCAUCUAGAAUUGAUAACAGUACAGCCAAACUGUUAGUGAGCCAUGGGGAGCACCGAGGUGGCUCAUCGGCUGCAGUGGACUCAAACAGAAAAGAAUAUAACAGUGUUUUUGGAACACCUAUGGAUAUUGAUGAACCGUUGAAUACACCACCUCCUCCUUCAGACAGUAUGGACAUUCAGGAGCCUGCCACAAAGGACAGCACCUCCAUCACAACUGCCCCCAGUGACUCAACUUUUCUUACCUCUGCUGCAUGUGCUACACCAGCAGCAACGUCUAAUACUGACAAAAAACAGGAGCAUAAACAAGCACAAGGGUGUAAAGUGCGACCUUUGAUAGCCCCUUCUGCUUUUAUGUUCCCUUUACAAGUUGAACUAAACAACUCUGCAGUGCCGUCUGCUGACCUACCUCAUAUGUCUUUUUCAAGCAGUGGAAGAGACACUCAACCUGGUGUUGCUCCCUCUGUAACACCUGAAUCAGCCUCUUGCACAUCUCCUACCAGUGUUACGGUUACAACUGCACAUGCCUCGCCUUCAUCAUUUUCCACUGCUGCACCAUUCACAGCAACUGGAUCACCCAUAUCCGCUUCAUCCUCUACAACACGUACAGCUACACCUGCCUCAUCGUUACCUGUCUCACCUGCAUCCUCCUCCUCUUUCGCCACAGUCGGUGCAGCACUUGAUCCUCCAACCACCAACCACACUACCCCAAGCAAGGCCGCAGUUGAUUCCAGUAAUAUAGUUUCUUUGAAGAUCAUCAUCAGCGAUACCCAGGAUGAGGAUUCUUCAAAUGACGCUGCCUUGAAUAAGAUGGUUCCUAGCAUCGCCAGAGACAAGAUACCAACCAUCUACCUUACCUCUCCCGCUAAGUCCUCAGGAGGGCCAGGAACGCCAAAGGCCAACUUGGAUGAGGCAGCACAGGCCGUCAGUGGCUUACAAAGAUCUGAGGCACAUGCUAGUCCUCUCAGCUGUAGGGCUGGGGCUGUAGUCGCAUCCCCAUUAACAGGAACAUCGCAGGCCCAGCCAAACUACAUUAUUCAGCUACCCCUGGACACUGCUAACCCUGCCAUCCAAGGAGCCACUGCCAGUUAUUUCCUUGUGACCGAACCCCCCACUACAGAUCCUCAACCCAGACAGGUGCUACUGUCUGCUGGUGUCGCAAAGGGGCAACCUUUACCGACCAAACAGUACGGGGUGACCAUACCGUCUCCCUCUCGAGGCUUCUCAACCGGGUCAACACUCAUCUUACCAUCACCUGUAAAGCCCUUGAUUCUUCCUGUUUCUGUUAUGGGGUCGAAUACUCUGGGGAAGGUCCAGAUGAUGUCCAACCAGCUUGUUGCCAUACCAAACCCAGCACCGGUACAGCAGUCGGAAACUGUAAAGCCCAAGUCUCCCGCAGUGGCAAUAAAACGGUCUACACCUGCUGGCAACAAGCAGCACCUGGCUGGUAAGUCGGUUCAACCGGUGUUGCCUGAAAAUGCAGUCCAGCAGGAUACAACAAAGGGCCCCAGUCACAGGAGAAUUUUAUGUUUUGACUCUUCUGCUGAAGAUCAACCACAACCUGCUAAAACAACAGGGACCACCAAACCUUCGACUACAAAUACAUCUACAUCACAAUCUUUCCAGCAGGCUGAGAAAGACAAUACGCAGUCUGUGGCUCGAGUAAAACCUACUAUUUUGGGUGGUAACAAGCCCAAGAGGAGGAUAGAGACUGUUAGAUGCCCAGCAGAAGGACAGAAGGACGCUGGAGCAGGUUUCAUGAAGGAGCCAGAGAAGUCAGUGCCUCCACAACAGCACCAGAAAGAUCCUCCUAAAAAGAACUCUCGCAAACAAGAUCAUAGUAGCCAUAAGCAAGACUCUCAAAGUGCAAGUACUAGUAGUGUUGAUGCCUCAAAGCCUGAGACUUUGAAGAAUUCAGAAUCAGAAAGGAGAUCAAAAUCUAUUGACAGGAGACACAAUCAUGAUAAGAAUGGUGAUGGAGCAAAAGCUAAGGAUUCUUGUACUUCUAGGUCAUCGUCCUCUGAUUCUGCACUGAAAUCAGGAAGUAGAAAAGAGAAAGAGGAGAGCGGCAGGAAAGAACCUGCAGAAAAGACUUCUGGCAAAUCUCGCGAGGGGCGUACAGAAAAGAGGCCUCCCUCUCAGGAGAUGCCAAAUGUGACAGCUAACAAGGAGAAUGAAAUGAAGGGUAGCUUGCAAGAGCAGCAGUCAACAUCUUCAACCUCAGUAUUAAGAGACUUCAGCCCCCCUGCAGUAACACAGCCUGCAUCUAAUCCUCAGUCCAAGUCUACAAAAGCCCCCUCAAAGACCAGCUCUCUGGCCAAACAGGCAGCUGAGAUGUUGCAGGACAUCCAUGGCCUUAACUCUCCUUCCACCCCAGCCAAGAGGCCUGUAGCAAGCAGUUCAGACCUUAGUCUACCCCGGACUCCUGGGACAGGCUGUAACCAGGAGUCCACUGACUGUCCCAGGACUCCUUCCAGACAGAAGAGAGGUACAGACGGAGAGGGGACUCCCAAGCAUCUAUUGCCACCCAAUACCCCAGAUAUCCCCACCUGUAGCCCGGCCAGUGAGGCUGGCAGUGAAAACAGUAUUAACAUGGCUGCUCAUACACUUAUGAUUCUAUCCCGUGCUGCUAUCGCCAGGACAGGCACUCCACUGAAGGACAGCUUGCGUCAGAAGGAAGUCGGAGAAAAUUCACCCAAAACUUCAAAGAACUCUAAGAAACGCAAACAGUCUUCUCCCACAAGUAGCCCGCGUGCAAAGAAAGAGUCAAAACAGUCUCCCGGCAAAAAUGCAGACCGGGAAAGGAAGAAACUUGCAGACUGCUUUCCACAUGACUUGGAUGUGGAUAAGUUCCUGUCUUCACUUCACUAUGAUGAGUGAAACUAGACACAGAACAUGAGAGGACUACGAUAUCAACACCUGCAUAGAUUACGGUACCGGAAUAGAUCAAGCCAUCUGCUAAACCAGUGCCUAUGGUUCCUAUAAGAAACCUUGCCGGGAACCUUAUAAGCUGUGAUGUCUCCUUCAGCCAAGAAGGGAUUUUGAUUUGGCUGAUGAGUUUCCUAUGUGGGUGAUCUGCAUAAAAUCCUUAGAUGCAGCAGUAGGGGAAACCAUGGGACUUUUUUUUUAAUCCUCAUGCUCAUAUUUGUUUAAAUUAUCAUUGUUUUGUACUACCUUCUCAUAACAUUGGGGCACUUUGACAUAAUGUGUGCAUGUUGCUCAAAUUGGUGACUCAAAUAAUUUUCUUGGUCAAUAUUUGACUUUAGUUCAAUUAAAAAAAAUCUGCUAACACUGACUGAUGGGAUGGGAUGUAAAAAUAUGUCUUGGAAUAUUCUCUAGUACUUUAGUGACACUGAAGAAGAGCUCUCCUUUUGAUUUUUUUUCCAUGUUCAACUGAAAAAACAAGUAAUGUGAAGAUUAUAUUUUAUUGCAUACAUAUGUGCAUAUAUAUAUAUAUUGUUCGUAGAAUCACACACACAUCAGAAAUGCAUACUCAGGCUUCAUUCAAUGAUGAAAUAAAACACACAAAUCAUC